AUGGUGCUCGCCUUGCCUGUACGAGAGGGCGCGCUGCCCCCCGGCAGGCAGACGACAGGGGUGCGGUCAUGGGAGCAGGUCCCACUGUCAGCCAGGUUGCAGCGACUGAUGGUCAGCUGGAUGACCAACUCCUUGAUGGGCCUAAUCCUGGCCAGAUUCGGUGUGGCCACCAUGAAAGCAGCUCCGCUGCUGUCGCUGCUGGUGGUCCUUCGACGUAGCUGGCGCUUGAAUCAGAUCAUGGUGCGGACACACAGGUCCAAAUUCUGGAUCUUGACCCGGUCCUCUCUGGAGCUCUGGGCUCUCUUCGAGCUGGCCUUCUGGAUCUACUGCAGGUGGAAGAAGCGCAGCCUGGAGGCCAGGCGCGCCUACGCCCCAAACGUCCUCUGGAAGUCGCCAGGCGAGAGGAUGCGUCUCUUGGAGAACUUCUUGUCCAACACAGAGAGGAUCCAUGCGGGCCAGGGCUGGUCCGGCAACAAGCGUGAUCGGCAGCGCCGCGCCUGGGCAAAGCAUGAAGGCACUGGGCUUUUCAACUUUUGGAGACGCCACAAGCGCAGACCGUCGGAUGGCAAGGAGGCGAGGGCCAAGCUGAUGUCCGACCCCUCAGUGGAGAACUUCCUCCGCCUGGCUGAUGAACCAGAGCCUGGAUUCUGGUAUCUUCCAGCAGCCACGAGCGCGCCGAAGCCGGCAGCCGCCAGGGUUCGUCCACCUGCACUGCGGCCAAUAUGCCAGGCCCCGUCGGUGGAGAACCUGCUCCGCUUGCGUGAGGCCGACGAAGUCGGAACCCCACGCAGCCCCGGAGAAGUGGACGUACAAUGUUUGAAGCAUCUGGAGCUCUGCUCAUGGUUUUCAAUCUUGUCCGCAGGCAAGAGGGUGAUUUGCAAAGACGUUCGCCUGAUUGGCCGCGGAAACAUAGAGCAGUGGAUCCUCUCCUAUUUCUUCGAUGGAGCCGAGUCUGCUGCGGAGCUCUCCGACCCUGAAGUCGUGGAACUAGACGAGCUGGUCCAAGCAGUCGCAUCUUGGGCCGCUCUCCCUUUGAGCGACAUGCCCAAUUGGCCUGGGAAGAACGAAGGCCUAAAAUGCUUCCGCCUGAGGAAUGAUCCAUUCCCAGCAGUGCAUCGUCCACUGCUGGCAUACGUGAACACUGCCCUGGUGGCACCGGCGCUGGGUCACCAGGCACUGAGCCUCUUGGGCUUCCACCCCUACCGGUCAGGAAGCACGGAGUACUGGCUGCGACCUGCAGGCGUGAGUCAGGAUAGGGCGACGGGUGUCGGCCGGCCGCGCCUGCUGGAGUGUGGCAAGGCUCUAGUCUUCUGCCACGGAGUUGGAGUGGGACCUGCAAUGUGCCUCACCUUCUUGCAGAGGCUCACGAAGACCUUGGGCCAGGACCAUCCAAUCUUCCUGGUCGACACCGCAGGCAUCUCCAUGAGGUUUUCGGACGAUGUCCCGGGUGCCCACGAGGUAGCUGCGAACAUCCGGAACAUGCUCCAGGUCUGGGGCCUGCAGGAGGCUCACUUCAUAGGCCACUCCUUUGGGGCCUUCGUGGUGGCCUGGGUCCUGCGCUACGCGCACAGCUGCGUGGCAAGGACCACGCUCAUCGACCCCGUCUGCUUCUUGCUGCUGAAGGUGCUCGUUCAAGGCCACGAGCUUCAACAGGUUCGACAUGACACCGGCAUGGACCCGAUGGAGAUUGUGCUGAAAUACUUCGUUAUGACAGAGCUUUUCAUUUGCAACUUUGUCUGCCGCUGCUUCUUCUGGGAAGAGUCGCAUCUGGACAUGCAGGACUUGGAAGGCACUGCAGCCCUCAUCGUUCUCGAGUCUGAAGAUCUUGUUGUCCCGACCUACUCCGUGCGAAGCCUCGUCUACGCAGAGCAGCGGCGCAGGGCCAAAUUGACGGAGUCGGCGCGACCUCAGGCCCAGUUGGAGCUGCACUGGAUCGAGGACCAACCGCAUGCAGGCUUUCUGCUGGAUGCAGUGGCCAAUGAGGAAGUAUGUGAGCAGCUCCAGGCCCAAAUCAGUUUACGUGCACGCGAGUGGGUGCCAGCCAUGAAUGAAAGUUGCUUGCAAAUCACAGGGCUGCUUUGCGCGGCUGCCAUCUCGCACUUCUGCGAAUCGGAGGGCAUCCUCAUAGCACUGUCGCUACCGUUAGCAGUAGCUGAGUGCAUGAGCGCAAGUCUCGCUAGCAAGACCUUCGCGCAUUGGGUCAUGGGCCGGCGCCGCGACCGAGGCUACGGAGGUUAUGGUGGCUCCUGGGACGACAGGCAUGUGCUGGGCCAGCAACCGUGGGAGGAGCCCCGACUCCAGUGGGUGAAAGCGGGCCAAGCACACGAGAAUGGCGAGGCGGAGGAGCAUGCAAAGGGUGGCAGGCCAAAGAAGGACGGCAAGAAUGGACGUCCCGACACUCCUCAGCACAGACUGCGCUUGCACUUCGAUGAUGCCGACACUGCCUUCAUCCUCGGCAGGGGCGGCAAGACCAAGCACAAGAUCGCAAGAGUCUCCGGUGCACGGCUAGAGCUUCACGAAAGGAAUAAUACAGUCGAGGUGACUGGCUCGGAAGAGGCUUGUGCCAGGGCCAGGAAGUACAUCUCUCUCGUGCAAGCUCAACGUGUCGGACCCGUGCACGUGGACAAUGGCCAUGAUGACGGAGAUCUCACUAUGAUGGACGUUCCAAACAACUGCGUGGCCUUCGUGACAGGCUCUGGAGGAAACUUCCUGCGCGCGUGCGAGGAGGAGUGGGGAACCCUCAUGUUCUUCUGCGACUACCAGACCCCAUCCUUAGGCCCAGGGCUGGAGCGAGAAGGACCCUCUGAACGCCUGGCCAUCUUUGGUCCCCCUUGGGGCCGCGCUGGGGCCGAGCUUAAGAUCAUGGCUGCCAUCGAGGCAAAGCUACCAGGACACUACACGAGCGAAGUUGGCGACGCGCAGUCAGCAGAGGAGUCUUUGCCGGAUGCGAUUGUUGAGCGGAGCGAGGGCUGGGCCAUCGACACCAUGCCACUGACAGGUGACGAGUUGUCCUUCGCCUUGGGGAAGGAGGGGGCAACGCGACGAAAACUGGCUAACGCGAGUGGCUGCAUCCUGGAGUACAUUGGCAACAUUGCCUACAUGGCCGGCGUUCGGGCCGAACGACAGCGAGCGCGGGACUACAUCACCUGGCUGAAGCAACAGCGCAUUGGGCCCGUCUACAUUGACAUUAGCAGUCGAAGCGAUGCCACCGAGGUGAAGGUGCCGCGGGAGCUGACUGGUAUUCUCAAAGGCACAACCCUCAGAGACAUCGAGCACGAAACAGACACCUUCUGCUUCCUGGAGGGAGAUGUGGACUCGUCUGACCGACUUCUCAUUUUUGGUGCAUCUCGCGGCCGGCGUCAAGCUGAAAGGAAGGUGCAGGAGCUCAUCAGAGCCCGGCCUCCGCGACAACCCCAGGAGGAGCUCUUUAACGGGCACGGCAGCUAUGGCAACAACGACGGGCAGCAGCUUACGAAGGCGGAGAUCCGCACUGGUCAGGCGAUCUGUGCCUCCCUGGACAAGGAGAAGCUCCAGGCCAUCCAGCAAUCUUGCGGCGCUCGGCUGACUCAGCAGGGCACGGACAACGUGUUGAUCCAGGGAUACGCCCAGCAGGUAAAUCUGGCAAAGAAGCAGCUUCAAGAGUACAUCUUCAGCCUCAGAGUGGACGAGGAGUUUACGACCCCGAGCGGCGUCCCUUUCCACAUCUUCAUUGCCAAAGCAGCAGAUGGCACACCCUCGAUCUUAGAAGAGGUCAGAAACCGAACUCGAGUUCGCGUGCAGGUGAAGCAGGCAGAGAAGAAGAUUAUCCUUUCUGGAAUCUUCUCGGUCGUCUCGAAUGCACGCAAAGAUCUGCAGACCUUUCUGAGCUCAUUCGUGACCCACGAGGUGCAUCUCAAGAAGGAGCAGCUGGAGAAAGUUUCUGCAUUGGGAAAGGAGCGCUUCCACAAGCUGAACAACUUCCGGCAUCUGGUCAUGGCUCAGAUAAACAAGGAGCAGCUGAAGCUGACCCUCUCUGGAGCUCCGGAUGCUGUGAACGAGGCUCGGGCAGAAGUCGAUGGCCUCUUCGAGCAGCAGGGUUGGCCCACCCCUUCUGCUGAUUUGUUUGCAGCGAAGCACAGCAUGUCUCGCAGCAGCGGCGCGAGCAAGCCCGAUGCAGAAGGCGGCGAGAAGGUCCGCCGUGAGGGGAAGACAGCAGAGAUUCUUCAGCUAACCGACAUGGAUUCGGCUUUCAUCUUGGGCCGCGGCGGCAAAACGAAGCACAAGAUCGCCCGGGUGUCUGGAGCAACACUGGAGCUGCACGAGCACAACUGCACGGUGGAGAUCAUCGGCGCAGAUCCUGAGCGACGCAGAGCGAGGAAGUACAUCAACCUUGUUCGUGCUCAGCGAGUCGGGCCGGUGCACGUCACUCCCGACCAACACGAUGAUGGGGAUCUGACCAUGAUCCCGGUGCCAACGAGCUGCGUCGGCUUCGUAACUGGCUCUCAGGGAAACUUUUUGAGGACUUGCGAGGAGGAGUGGGGCACCCUCAUGUUCUUCUGUGACUACCAAGGUCCUGGUGGAAGUCCUGGAGACUCCGAAAACUUGGCCAUCUUCGGAGCCCGAGCCGGGAGGACCGGGGCAGAGCUGAAGGUCAUGGCUGCGAUUGAGGCGAAGCUGCCGUAUUUCUACACCAAGAACAUCACUGACCAUUGCUGCCAAGACGAGUGGGGACGCGACACGAUUCCAUUGGGAGACGACGAGCUCUCCUUCGCGCUGGGGAAGGACGGUGCGACCCGCAAGAAGCUUGCCAAGGCCAGCGGAUGCAUCCUGGAGUAUGUCGGACAUGCUGCCUUUAUGGCUGGAUCUCUUCCAGCUCGAAGGCGCGCAAGAGAAUACCUCGGAUGGCUGCUGAAGCAGCGGACGGGCACCGUGUAUGUGGACACCCAUAAUCGAAACGAUGUGACGAUUGUGGACAUUCCGCAUGACCUUGAGGCUGUUGCCAGCGUGUUCAAGAGCAUGACUCUGCGCGGAAUUGAGCAGGAAACAAAGACCUUCUGCUUCUUGGAGGGCAAUUCCAGCAAGUCCGAGAGGCUCCUCAUCUUCGGACACGACAAGGCAGGAAGAGAAAAGGCAAAGGCUAUUGCGCUGGCAAAGAUUGACGAAAGAUACAGGAAUGACGAUGAUGGAGGCUGGGGUGGCGAGUACGACUGGUCCAACCAAGGCGACAGGCACUACGGCGGCUGGCAGGAGCCGCUGGAAGUGAGUGACAGUUUCCUUCUUCGAGGCGACAUCAGCGUCCAUGUUAUGAUCCAGACAGGCCCAAAUGGCGAAGACCCUGUGAUCGAGGACGUCGAAAAUGCAACUGGGACCAAGCUCACGCUGAUGAAGGAGAAGGCCAUGAUCCAAAUCCAAGGGACCUCGGAGAAGGUCGGCCAGGCGAAGCGUCAGCUGCAGCAGUUCGCGGACAGGUUCGUCACCUGCAAAGUCAAGAUGCAGCCGCAGAUCACAGCAGCACUGGCGAACAAAGUGAGUCACUAUAUUCGGCCCAUGCCCUGGAUCUCUUCUGCCGAAGUCGAGGAGCCGAAGGAUCUGCUCAAGAUUCAGGGACACCAGGACAGCGUGGAUCAAACCUUCAAGGUCAUUCACGAGCUUUACCGAGACCAUGGGCUCGAGCUUGACAAUGCAGACGUCACCAUCAAGCGGCGCGACGAGCAACCGUCACAUCACUCCGGUGGGCAAGGCCGCGCCUUCCACGCAGCCGGCCGCGACUGCGACGUCCUCCGUGUCAGCGAGGACGACGCUGCUUUCAUCCUCGGCCGUGGUGGAAAGACCAAGCACAAAAUUGCAAGGGUUUCGGCCGCGCAGCUGGAGCUGCACGAGCGCAACAGCACGGUUGAGAUCUACGGCGACAGCGAAGCCCGCGCUCGAGCACGAAAGUACAUCGACUUGGUUCGUGCUCAGAGAGUUGGACCCGUGCACGUCGAUGAGUCCCACGAUGAUGGGGACCUGACACUCAUUGCCGUUCCGAGCAGCUGUGUGGGCUUCGUCACUGGCAGCCAGGGCAACUUCCUUCGAACCUGCGAGGAGGAAUGGGGUACCCUGAUGUUCUUCUGCGACUACCAAGGAGGUGGAAGCUUGGACAUGUGGGGCGGGAGUUCAGAAAAGCUUGCCAUAUUCGGGACGCUUUGGGCACGCUGUGGUGCCGAGCUGAAGGUCAUGGCUGCCAUUGAGACGAAGCUCCCGGGUUUCUACACCACGAACCUUGGGGAGACCCAGUCUUGGGACGAGUGGGGCACGGACACCUACCCCAUGCACAGUGACCAGCUAUCCUACGUGCUGGGCCGCAAGGGCUCCACGCGCCAAAAGCUGGCGAAAGCCAGCGGUUGCAUCAUGGAGUAUGUCGGCAACGUUGCGUUCAUGGCUGGCUACUUGCCAAACCGGCGCCGCGGAAGAGAAUACCUAGGUUGGCUUUGCGACCAAGUUGGAAACAAGACAGGCCGAAUCUCCAUCGACCCGUCAGUGCGCGAAGAUGUGACCCUGGUUCCAGUGCCUAAAGAUUGCAUUGGAUAUGUCAUGGGCGAUAAGCGGAAGACCUUGAGCCGCCUGGAAGAGGACUGGGAGACGUUGAUCUUCUUCGUGGACAGCAGGGGCCUUCCUCCGACGUACCAACAGGAUGAUGUGGAGGGCCUGGCCAUCUUUGGCUCCGAACGUGGACGCGCGGGCACAGAGCUGAAGGUUAUGGGCGCCGUCGAGACCAAGAUCCCUCAGCAGCUUUGA
Messenger RNA from Symbiodinium sp. CCMP2456, 6756 nucleotides. The record is from the annotation of a GenBank genome assembly. Lineage: Eukaryota; Dinophyceae; Suessiales; Symbiodiniaceae.